AAAGGGGUUAAAGCCAUGACGGCAGACCAAUCAGGAGUGGGGGAGCGCCGCAAACCUCCGCAGUAAAAGAGAGAGACGGAAGAAGGGAGGGAGUGAGAGAGAGGGAGGUAGAGAGCGGGAGCGUCGCGCUUCGCACUCCAGUCCAGACGGCCGACGGACGACGAGGAGCGUUCGCACGUCGGGCCGCCCGCGUGGAUGAGAGAGCGCGGCGGAGGAGGAGAAGCCCGCCGCCGACCGACCCCCUCGCCAUCUCCCGUCAGAACGAGCGACGUUGUCAGCGGAGCAUCCGUCGACGUCGACGGCCGGCUCAAGAUGCAGGAUUGAAAAAUGCCACUCUCUCCCAACUCCCCGGGGACGACGAUAAAUUGCGCUCUCGCAAAUGUCACGGAGGUCGCACGCCACGCCGAUCGGACGCGCCGCUAAUCCGCUGCGCUCACGCCAUCUGCCGUCGGCGAGGGUUCAGGCAUGCGUAGGAGCCGCUUCGGAUACGCCGGUGCGACGCCUCUGCGAUCCCGCGUGCGGAUAGAAGAGGCGGACGGCGAAGGUCCGCUCCGUGAGUGCCCUCGGGGCAGGGCCGUCAUCAUGGGCCGCGGCGAGCGGCCGGACGCGCCGACCUCCUAAGCGCCGAUCGCGGACACGCCGCAGACUGACCGGCGCGCUCUCGCAAUACGAGGCGCAAGGGGUCGCUUUGUUUGAUUGGACGUCUCUCCUGGAACGGGGACAAAACCACGAGCCGCUCCCGAGCGCAGAAGCGCGCUAGCAGCCGGUCCCCCGGAAGUCUCUCAAAGGACCCGAGCGAAAGUCGUCAGGCCUCCGGCCGGACGGGCGCGCGCCCGCCCGCUAAGGAAAAGACCGACGAUGUCCGGCCGCGACGCUCACUGGCCCGAUUCCACCAGCCCGCGACUCGGAUAGUGCCGCAGGCAAGGGCCACCGCGGAAUGCGCAUCGGCGGCAUGGGCAACGUGACGGUGAGCGACGACGAGGAGCCCCUGGGCCGCGCGGCCGAUCCGGCGCCCGCCGGCUACCCGCCGGGCUUGCGGGCGUCGUUGGCGGCCUUCCUCGCGCUGGAGAUCCUCCUGGGCCUGAGUUCCAACCUGACCGUGCUGGCCCUCUACUGCCUCAAGUCCAACCUGAUCAGCUCGGUCAGCAACAUGGUGACCGUCAACCUCCACGUGGCCGACGCGCUGGUGUGCCUCUGCUGCAUCCCCCUCACCGCCACGGCGGUGCUGCUCUCCCCGGGGGGCGAGGCGGCCCCGCUGCGCCGCUUGCACGAGGCCUGCGUGUCCUUCGCCGGCGUGGCCACGGCCGCCAACGUGCUGGCCAUCACGCUGGACCGCUACGACAUCUCGGUCAAGCCGGCCAAGCGCGUGCUGACGGCGCGGCGGGCCCUGGCGCUCAUGGCGGCCGUGUGGCUGCUGUCCUUUGUCAGCUUCCUGGUCCCCUUCGCCGAGGCGGGCUUCUUGGCGCGGGGCCGCGCCCGACUCAACCAGACCCUGGGGGAGCGACGCGCCGACGGCGCCGACCGCUACGACGCUGAACCGGGCCUCUACUACCACCUGCUGGCACAAAUUCCCAUUUUCUUCUUCACCGCCGCCGUCAUGCUGAUCACCUACUCCAAAAUCCUGCGGGCCCUCAACAUUCGCAUCGGCGCGCGCUUCCACGCCUCGCAGAAGAAGGCGCGGCGGAAAAAGUGCCCGUCGGCCACGGCCAUGACGCCGCAGCGGGAGGCGUCCCAGAGUGGCGGCGGCGAUGGCGGCCGCAACCCCACCGCCCUGGGCAUGCGCGCCUCCGUGUCGGUCAUCAUCGCCUUGCGCCGGGCGGUCAAGCGUCACCGGGAGAGGCGGGAGCGGCAGAGGCGGGUCUUCAGGAUGUCCCUGCUGAUCGUCUCCACCUUCCUGCUGUGCUGGACGCCCAUCACCGUGCUCAACGCGCUCAUCCUCAGCCUGGGCCCCAGCGACCUGAUGCUCAAGUUGAGACUGGGCUUCCUGGUCAUGGCCUACGGCACCACCGUCUUCCACCCGCUGCUCUACGCCUUCGCCAGGCAGAAGUUCCAGAAGGUCCUGAGGAGCAAGAUGAAGAAGAGGGUGGUGUCCAUCAUCGAGGCCGAUCCCGCCCCCGACGACGCCGUCAUCCGCAACUCCUGGAUCCAGCCCGACAGGAACAAAAAGGUGACCUUCGAGGACAAGGACGCCCGGCGGAAAGGUCCGCCUCCCGACGAGGCGCGGUGAAAAGGAGGCGCCCGCGGCCAAAGGCGCCGCUUCGCCAGGGGAACCGUCCGUCCCAAGCCAGCGUUUUGGAAGUCGCGUGUGCAACGCCGCCCUUGAUGACUAGUUAUGGACGAGUACUGUAGCUAUUGUGUGGCUUCUCGUCACUUUGUGUCCGUACGCCAUACGUGUGCAACUUAGCCGAGGAAGUAGGCGUCGCGCGGACGGCCGGUAGAUCGCUCGACAAUAGAUUGGCUCUCUCCUCACCGAAAGCGCGAGAACCUUUUCUGUCUCCCCCGCCGAACGUUUGUGACUCUGCGACAGCCGCCGGAUCGCGGUCGAGACCCUGGACGAAGAAAAGUAUUCUGUGCAAGUUGGAUCGUUAGUCUGCAUCAUCACUGAUGAUGAUGAUCCGCUCAAAGUAAACAUGAGUUGACUUGAGAGUAUGGUUAGGCAAGCAAGAGAAGAAUGUUUUAUUUUUUUUUCCAUUCAAAUUUGAACACAGGUUCUUAAACGGGCCUGCGGACCACCGGGUGUUUGUGAGCCCUAAGUAAGCAUCAAUAAACUCGGACUUUAAGAUCGGGUGUGUGAAAUGUACUGCCAUCUAGUGGUGAACUAAUAGGAUGCAACGACCUCGAAGCUUUGACGUUGCCGAAGAGAGAGCAGACUUGGCACGCCUCUCAUCAACUGCUUCAGCAGAGGUGCAUACAAAAUGUGAGCCCAAGCGACUUCUUAUUAAUAUUAAUCUUUUUUUGAAUAGUAAACACUGAAAAAUCGUCCUCUCGUUGACGUGGCAGGCAGCACCGUGGAGUCUCUUCGUUGCGGGGAAUCAUCCCGAGACAGAAAUCCCCUGGACUCAACCGCACGCUUUCGGUCGUCUUUGCCCUUCCCAACUUCGAUCCUCAAACAUAGCCAAAGUCAGCUCAUGCUAACGCGCUGACCUUUUAUUUUGAAUUGUAAAAGAUGACUUUCGGAACCAGUAUUAACAGC
Hippocampus zosterae (dwarf seahorse) is the source of this 3193-nucleotide messenger RNA. RefSeq names its product G-protein coupled receptor 22-like. Gene Ontology annotation, cellular component: membrane. The transcript is spliced from 3 exons. Gene Ontology annotation, biological process: G protein-coupled receptor signaling pathway. Bases 938 to 2227 code for a protein of 429 amino acids. The record is from RefSeq and is a predicted model, not a curated record. Gene Ontology annotation, molecular function: G protein-coupled receptor activity; peptide binding. NCBI's taxonomy places the organism in Eukaryota, Metazoa, Chordata, Actinopteri, Syngnathiformes, Syngnathidae.